This is a messenger RNA of Malaya genurostris, 1494 nucleotides long. RefSeq lists its product as uncharacterized. The record is from RefSeq and is a predicted model, not a curated record. Gene Ontology annotation, cellular component: mitochondrion. NCBI's taxonomy places the organism in Eukaryota, Metazoa, Arthropoda, Insecta, Diptera, Culicidae. Bases 82 to 1422 code for a protein of 446 amino acids. The transcript is spliced from 2 exons.
GUAACGCGAGCUGUCUUGUCUUGUUUCAGGUGUGGAGUGUGGACUCGUGUAAAGAAGUUCAAGUUUAAUUUGCUCCGAACAAUGUUUAAACGUAUUAUUAUAUCAAACCUAUCUGUGAAGAGAUUUGUAAUACGUCGUACUUUCCUAUCAGACGCAUAUUCGUGUCAAGAGGCAUGGCAUGCUCGAUUAACGACACCGAUUUUAGAAAAGAUCAACCACGAUUCCCUGUACUACGAGUUGGAGCAGAAGUUCCACCAGAAAGUUAAAGUGUCCGCAAUUGACAUUGAUAUUUACACCAACAAACUUGCAGAUGAUUCUCAUGUCGAGGAAGUGGCCGAUCUUAUGGCAAAAUUUCGUCUUACCGAAGAGGCUUCAAAUAUAUUUGAUUCCACUCAUCACGCAAUCAUUCGGAACUACGUUGAUCAUGGUCACUACGCGGAAUUGAUCGAGUUACUCAAUAAUCGUCUAGCAUAUGGUAUAUUCUUUGAUGAAUUUACAGCUAAUCUAACGCUGCACCGGUUGAUCACUACUAAUGAUUUCAAAUGGGCUGCUCGGAUCGCCACAUUAUUAGGACUACAGGAAGACUUUACAAAUCCGAUUACACGGUCGCUUGCUUUAUAUGCAUGCUACCGAUAUGUAAAAUCAGGUAAAAUCGAUCACUUUGAUGACUUGGUGCCACCACCACUUGAAGAAUCGAUCGAAGGGAAAAAGAAGAAAAAGCAAGAAAUUAAAGUGCGUGUGAAGUUUAUUCGUAACGAGUUCUUCGAUGACCAUUUUGACAUAAAAGAUUCCAAACUGCUGCUUGGUAAAACAUUCUUUCUACUUGGAUUAAACAGUGAAGAACUCGUUGGUAGCAGUUGUAAGCUACUGGGUUUAGUUUUAUAUGAAAAGUAUGCAGAAGCAAUAGAAUUAAUUCGAUUAAAUACUGAUGCCAAAUUCAACGUAGAGGUACUGAAAUUAGUAAAAACUUUUCUUGAAGGCCAUGAACAUAAGGAUAACGUAGACUAUGUGAAUCUAACAAAUUUAUUGGAAACCGAUGACGUUCAGAUGAAAAUUAACGAUUGCAGUUUCGAACAAAUAUUAAUUGAAAACAUCGACCAAAUUGUUGCAAAUGAUGAACAGAAACAAAUCGAACAACAGAAAAAGAUGUACAACAAGUGGUGCGAACUAAGGCAGCAACGUCUUGAAACAGAAUUGGCUCGAUUGAACCGCGCCAAACGUAUCCAAGAUAUCGAACGAAUGACCCAAGACAUGGAACAGGAAGAGCAGAAACUUUGGUUCUUCGAGAAUGAGGACAACAUUGAUUUGCAAAUUGACAGCAAAAAGGUGUUUUAUCCAAAGCGAUGGUUCGGCAAAAAGAAAAAACCACGAGUUGUUGACGAAGAUUACGUUCCACCAGAGGUUCGCCAACGGCAGGGUUAGGAGUAUUUUGUAACUAUGUAAGAGUCAAUUUAGGUUAAAAAAUAAACAAAACCCGUUUUAUUGGGCACUUUA